AAUAUUUUGCUGUUAAAAUGGCGACGGUGACUGUGCCCGUGGCUCCUGUGAUUUCUACCCCCAAUAAUUCCCAAACAAAUUUAGAAAAAAUAGAAACUUUUAUGAAUGACACAGCCUACAAAGAAAUCCUGGAAAGCUCCGUCAACUUCAACACUAGACUAUGCAUCGAACGCAGACUCAGAUUACCCUUCAUCGACACCCAAACUGGCGUCGCCCAAAACCAUUGCUCCUUGUUCAUGCACAAACGCCAACGGAUGCCCGGUUUGAACCCUGGCCAAAUCUACACCUACCCCAGACAGAGAUGGCGCAAGAAACGACGCCAAUAUCUCAGCAUGAACACCAGGGCAUUUGGCAGACAUGCCGAUUUGCUGGACGGAGAAAGCGAUAUACACAGUAUAAGUCAAAUAGAGAAUCCCGCCCUGCAAGACACUGAUAGCAAAGAUAGCCAGUUGCUUUCUGGAGAUGUUUCCAAGGAAUGGUUCUAUGAUGAGCAAGAUAUAUUGGAAAUGGAAAACUUUGAUGAACCUGAUCCUGAUUCUGAUGUUGACUAUGAGGAAUCUUAUACCAAGAGGAAACGUGGUAGAAAAGCUUCUGGAAGGGGACGCUCUGGUACUGAUUCUCCUAGUACUCCUGGAAGAAAACGCGGAGCGGGAAGGGGCAGAGGUAAAAAGGCAGGGCCUGGGGGUCACAAUUACGAACCUACACCUGGAGAUCCUGAUAAACCUUUUGCGUGUGAACUAUGCGGUGCCCGUUAUAAAACACGUCCAGGAUUGACCUACCAUUACGGUCACUCUCAUAGAGAAGGUGCCAGUGAUGAAAACUCGCGCGAUAGUGCUGCCGCCUCACCUAUGAACGCUGGCGCUACAAACAGUCCCGGGGGCGGUGGAUCGGCUUCACCUUAUCCGGGUGGGCCGCCCACCGGACCUAACGGUGGUCCUAGCACCGUUCCGUUGGGUGGACAGGUGGAAGGAGCUGCGCCACCGCAAACUCAAGCAGGUGGUGGAAUCGGACCGAAUCAAGGACAGGUCUUCCAUGACAGCUAUGUAUCGUUCUUGAGCCAAUCACCCGGUCCUCCAGGUCGUCGUGGUCCAGGUCGUCAGCCGGCAAUGCCUCCUCAACUACCUCCUGCAGGUGGUCCGUUACCCAUGCCGCCUCAAAUGGGCCCAAUGCAACAAAUGCCGGGACCUAGUAAUCAAGCUCCUCCAACAUUGCCGCCAAAUUUACCUCCACAACUACCAAUGAACAAUAUGGGGGACGAUCCGCCUAUGCCUAUACUCAAACCGGAAAAAGUAAUCGAAAUGCCUUUGAUGCCGCCUCAAGAACAUCAUAUGAACAUGAUGGUAGGCGGGCCUCCUCCUCCGAUGGUUGGCCCUCCAAUGAUGAUGGCUGAAAGAAAAGUACCACCCAGUCCGUAUUGCGAUUUUUGCUUAGGCGAUACCACUCAGAACAAGAAAACCGGUGGGAUCGAGGAGUUGGUGUCUUGUCACGAUUGUGGCAGAUCAGGCCAUCCCACGUGCUUGCAAUUCACAGACAACAUGAAAAUAUCCGUCAAAAAAUACAGGUGGCAGUGUAUCGAAUGCAAAUGUUGCUCAGUUUGCGGGAAUUCUGAUAACGAUGAUCAAUUAUUGUUUUGCGACGAUUGCGAUCGCGGUUAUCACAUGUACUGUUUAGCUCCGCCACUAGAAAACCCUCCAGAAGGUUCUUGGUCCUGCAAGUUGUGCGUCGAACAAUUUCACAUGCACUAGAUUUUCAUUUAUGCCUUUUUCCGUGCUUUCAUUUUCUAGAAUGUAUUAUAAUUAGUUUAGGGUAGGUACUUAAAAACUGUACAGGUAAAUGAUAGGAGAAAAUGUUCCAUAUUUUUAAUUAACUUAUAAGUAUUAAUCACAGAAAGUACUUACAAUAAUUGAUAUUUUUUACAGUAAUUUUAUUAAUUUGUGUUUAUGUAAACAUUGCCAUUAUCAAUUUGAGGCACUAAAAAAAAAGCAAGCUUGCCUUGUUGUAUUCGCCAUGUAUUUUUUUUUUUUGUAUAAGGAGUUGUAUAAUUUUAUUUCUAUUUUUUUCUAAGCUAGUUUUUUAAUAAACAUUAAAACAAAUCGAUUUUUGAAAAUAAACUUAAUUUUGUGCUAUGGUACGAUCCACAUGAAAAAAAAAAAACAAUAAUAAUUUGACAAAACAAAUCUAUCUUAUUUCCCAAAAUAUUAAUUUACUAACAAUAUAUGUAAUAAGGACAAAAAAACAAAAAAAAAGAGAUUAUUCCAUAGUGUAGCCUUCUGACACUUCAAAUAAAUCAGGAUCCAUACCCAAAGAGGCAGUCUCUUUGAAAAACUCCAUUAUGUCAUUGAAAAACUUAAACUUAAAACCUUUCUGUCUAGUAUUUUUCAAUCUCAAAUUGUACGUCCUUAUUAAAUUGCGCCAUUUGGAUUUGAUUUCUUUAAUUGUCACUUGGUAGCCGUUGUCGACCAUUUCUUGCAUGAUUUCAUUCCACAAAGCUGGCUUUUUUUGCUGGUCCCUGUCGGCUAUUUCAUAUUUACGUCUACGGAUUAUGGAAAUCAGUAGACUGGUAGCUUCGUC
Molecule: messenger RNA, 2571 nt
Organism: Ceutorhynchus assimilis (cabbage seed weevil)
Lineage: Eukaryota; Metazoa; Arthropoda; Insecta; Coleoptera; Curculionidae
Source: the annotation of a GenBank genome assembly